Molecule: messenger RNA, 1994 nt
Organism: Tigriopus californicus
Lineage: Eukaryota; Metazoa; Arthropoda; Copepoda; Harpacticoida; Harpacticidae
Product: transmembrane protein 185B-like
Exons: 5
Coding region: 336-1574 (412 amino acids)
Source: RefSeq, a predicted model, not a curated record
UGUCUUUCUCAGCAUCUCCGUCGAUCCAUCUCAGUAUGUGGGUCUGUUUGUAAUCUGUAUGUAGUGUUCAAGCCUCUUUCUCCUCCUCCUCCUCCUCCUCUGCCUCCCUUCAACUGGGAACGAGAACCCAUCCCUCGGAAUCCGGAGCCAAUUACGGGCCUGAAGCGGGCGGCAUCGUCUGGAUGGUGUUUCUCUCGAGUGUUGACCUCAGAGGCCACCGUACCCCUUCUGUCAGCAUGUGCUAGUAAACUCAAUAGUGAUGAUGUUGAUGUUGUGCUCAGAGGAGGAUCACGAGGAUUUUGAGGCCUGACAGGACAGGAUUGGAUUGGAUCGAGAUGCCUCGACGGAGUGGUCCUGGCGGAGGGGGAGGUUCUGGGGCCGCCCACGCCCACCAAAACUACUAUCAACACCACCAUCACCGUCAUUUAGGCUAUGCAGCUCACUCUGACGUCCAUUUGCGGGCUUUGUUCCAAGAUUUCAAUGCCCCGAAAUUUGUGGUGUUCACGUGUCUGCUCGUGUUUGCCAUGUUAUUUGCCCUUAAACUGGACGGGGUCUUACCGGGAUGGUCGUGGUGGGCCAUUUUUGUGCCAUUGUGGGUCUGGAAAGGCAUUGCGGUGACGGGUGCUGUGGUGGGCUCCUACGUGUGGUGGAGACGCCCGCAAAGCCGUUUGAACGCCGAAGAAUACAUUCAGUACAAGGCCAUGCUCAUCAGUCUAGCCACGCAUUUGCUCCUACUUAUGUUUGAAUUGCUCUUGGCCGACAACCUGAACACCAGAAGACAUCUCUGGAUAUUGGUCUUUGUUCCACUGGUUUUCAUCUCCAUCGUAUCGAUCUCGAUUUGCGUGUGGAGUGUCCGCCAUGACAGAUCUUUUGAAAUGGAACUAUUUUGUGCCGUCAAUGUCCUACAGUUCGUCUUUCUAGCUUUGAAAUUGGAUGGACUCAUAACUUGGCCUUGGGAGAUCACAUUUGUGCCUUUGUGGAUUGUCUUGUGCGUGUCCCUAGUGGGUGUGCUAUACACCAUCAUUUUUGCCGGGAUAUUGCUCCGACUCCCCGAGGUCAACACAGACCAAAGAAGAUCCUCCACCAACUCCGCUUUAGGCUAUAGUUUCCUGGUCAUCCCCUUGUUGGUGUUUCUUGUGCUCCUAACUCAUAAACUGGAUGGGUCCAUCGGGAUAUCCUACUUCUCAGCCUUCACGCCCCUUUACUUGACCUUCUUCACGCUGGUCGUCACUUCGUUUGGAACGCGCGGAGGCAACCAAUACUGGUUUGGCUUGCGAAAACCUCCGUGCCAAUUCUUGUUCAGCGUGUGUCCGUGUCUCCAACUCUUCGGCAACAUCUCGUACUCGCUCUACUCGAAUCGCGAGAGCAACGCCCAAGGUCAGAACAGUACCCAUUCGCAAUCAGAAAUCUCAGUGGUGGAGAGCUUGUCGUCAUCGUCUACGGGCACGUCUUCUUCAUUAUCGCCCACUUCGAGUUCCCCGUCUGGAUGGAGUGCCAUCACCAGAACUAACAAAAAGGAUAGAAAAAUGGAACAGAUCGUGGCACCGGCUUUGGCAAUCGAGAUGCCAGAUUGAUCUGGCUGGAGGGCGUGUUUCUCAGCAAACCAAACAACAGUUAAACACACAAACAGACAGACAUAUACGCAAGAGAGAGUGCUACAAUUAGCCAUUAUUGAUUGUUCUUUAUACCUCAGAAAACGAAAUCACUUUGCAUGAACAAGGAUCUGGCUGGCCAUGUUUUCCCUCAUCAAUUGGGGCCUCGAUCUCUCCCGAUGGGAUGGUUCAAACUUUGAUUUUAGAACCCGACGAUUGAUUGGUGCUCAAAACACGACUAAUUCUAUAUUAUUUACAAAGAGAAACCCCCUAACUAACUGAAUAUGUCUAAAUCAUAAAUCAUACCUCGAUGGAUGAAGCAAGGAAUUGCCCUUGAUUGCUAACUUGAAAUUUAGGAUGAGCUGUUACUACCAUUGUAUAAUAUAAAUUCUUGAUGAAACA